AUGGCGCGAUUCAAGCACGAGUAUGUUGAGACGACGUAUAAGGGCAACCCAGUCUUGGGACGCAAAUGGCAAGGCAAACUUGUUUUUCCUCGGCAGCCAGGAUACCUAACGCCUGGCGAACAAGGGUAUUUAGCAACGAUGCGCCAGCUGUUCGAGGAGGCUAUGCAAGACCAGAGCAUAUCAACUUUACUUGUGUUUGACGAUGAUGCGCUCCUGCACUGCAACUUCACGGAGGCACUUAGUGAGCUGUUGAGUGAGGAGCGAUGUGGGAGUUUGGUGGACAUUCACGGCACAGGUGGUGUGCUGCUGUUGGGUGCCACGAUCUGGAUCAACGGCACGUUUCCAUCACGAGGCCGAUGGACUGGUGGCUGGCGGCAAGUGAUGUAUGACAUUCGAGCGACAGAGAAGCGGACCGGCCGGAGGACGCAGUGCUUCAACGUGGACCGAAAAACCAUGGGCACAUUUGGUGUAAUUUACCAUCGGCACACGUUCCCGUACAUUAUUGAAUGGAUUCAGCGCGCUGAGAAACCCUUCGACCACAUUUGGGCUCAUCUGACAGACAAGGGCUUUCCCGUGCGCGCAGCUCGCGAUGCCAUUGUUGUGCAAGAUGUGCGACAUGAGUCUUCAGUCGAUCCCAGCCGAGGCCUUCAAGAAGACCUCUGGGCUCGGGCCCGCCAGCAUCGCUGGGAUAUGAGCAGGUUCUGCGAUCCUGCCACCGGAGCUUCUUUGCAAGUGCCCAAAUAA
This is a messenger RNA of Monosiga brevicollis MX1, 744 nucleotides long. RefSeq lists its product as uncharacterized. The transcript has a single exon. Lineage: Eukaryota; Choanoflagellata; Craspedida; Salpingoecidae. Bases 1 to 744 code for a protein of 247 amino acids. The record is from RefSeq and is a predicted model, not a curated record.